Messenger RNA from Ostrinia furnacalis (Asian corn borer), 3353 nucleotides. RefSeq names its product echinoderm microtubule-associated protein-like 2. Gene Ontology annotation, biological process: microtubule cytoskeleton organization. The transcript has 19 exons. Lineage: Eukaryota; Metazoa; Arthropoda; Insecta; Lepidoptera; Crambidae. The record is from RefSeq and is a predicted model, not a curated record. The coding region runs from base 27 to 2660 and encodes 877 amino acids. Gene Ontology annotation, molecular function: microtubule binding. Gene Ontology annotation, cellular component: mitotic spindle.
UCGCGAUGGUGUUGUGACCCGGCGUGAUGAUGAGGCUCGACGCGAACGAGAAGCAGCACCGCUACCACAAUCUGCUGCACGACGACCAUGCCAAUGAAAUGCUAGAAGGCGAGGGCGCGGGUCUGGCUGCCCGCGUCGCCGAGCUCGAGGUCCGCUGCGCGCGGCAGGCCGAAGAGCUGCUGUGCCUGCGCUCCACACUCGCCGACGCGCUGCGACGACUCAACGCACUAGAGGGCAGAGCGCCCCCCGCGCCCGCCGGCCAGAGGAACGGCGCCUACACAGGAUCUCAGCAGGGCACUCCAACGCGAGAGCUGAGGCUGCGGCAGCCGUCUUACCGGGAGACCGCCAAGCGGACUUCCAGCUACGGAUCCACAGGAUCUUCGUUGCCACAGAGACGCGGCCCGCAGCACCAGUCCACCGGCUCCCUCCAGUCGGACUCGCCGGCGUCGUCGUCGUCGCUGUCGCCCGCGCCCUCGCCCUCGCCCCGCGCCACCCCCGCGCCCCUCCACCCUCACCCGCCGCAGCCGUACAGGUAUAGCGAAUCGCGCAACAACUCCACGUCCAGCAACCAGAGCCAGUCGCCUGGCGUCAACCUCACCAAGCGGUGGAGUUCAACCGGAGACUUCAACGCUCAAGGGCUCAUCUCCUCCUCCAGAUUUACAACAACAAAGUCGUUGCUAAAUUUGUAUUCUAAGCCGACACAGAAUGGGCCUAUCCUGAAGCACGGCACUCACACCUGCCAGUACAAUGAAGAAGACGGCUCCAUGCGGAUGUACCUCCGAGGAAGGCCCGUGGUGCUACACGCUCCCAGCAGCCUGGAGGGCCUGGACCCCGCCAAGGUGGCCCCCCCGCCGCAGAAUAAGCUGAAGCUGGAGUGGGUGUAUGGGUACAGAGGCAAAGACUGCCGCAGCAAUCUCUACCUUCUUCCAACGGGGGAGAUAGUCUACUUCGUGGCAGCUGUUGUGGUGCUGUUCAACGUGGACGAGCAGUGCCAGCGCCAUUACACCGGUCACACUGAUGACGUCAAGUGCCUGGCCAUUCACCCCAAUAAGCUGAUUGUGGCUAGUGGCCAGUGCGCGGGCCAUGACCGUCAUGACGCCAGGCCUCACGUCCGCGUGUGGAACUCAGUGUCUCUCGCCACUUUAGCAGUGCUGGGCGCGGGGCAGAUUGAGCGCGCGGCGGCGUGCCUGUCAUUCUCGCGCGCGGACGGCGGCGCACUGCUGGCCUGCGUGGACGACGGGCCCGACCACUCCAUCUCCGUGUGGGAGUGGCAGCGGCCGGAUAAGGGACACUGCUUGGCUGAGACCAAGUGCUCCGUGGACACAGUAGUAGCGGUGGAGUUCCACCCGCUAGACCGCAACCAGAUCGUGACGUGCGGCAAGAACCACAUCGCGUUCUGGACGCUGGACCACACCAACAUGCUGUACAAGCGGCUCGGCGUGUUCGACUCGCGCGACAAGCCCAAGUACGUCACGUGCCUCGGCUUCAACCAGAGCGGCGACGUGCUGUCGGGCGACUCGAACGGCAACAUCAUUGUGUGGGGGCGCGGUACUAACACCGUGGCUAAGCUCGUGCGUGGCGUGCAUGAAGGCGCCAUCUUCUCCAUCUGCUGUCUCAAGGACGGUCGAAUUCUGAGCGGAGGAGGCAAGGACGGGCGAAUAGUCGCCUUCGAUGCUGAAGUCAAUGCCCUCGGUGUGGAGAAUGUGAUCGAAGGACACUACGGCGGCGUGCGCGUGGUGGCGGAAGGCCGCGGCAGCCAGCUGUUCGUGGGCAGCACGAAGAACUGCGUGCUGCACGGAGACCUGGAGCUUGGCUUCUCGCCCGCCGUGCUCGGUCACGUGGACGAGGUAUGGGGAUUAGCGACGCACCCGACCCUGGCGCAGUUUGUAUCAGCCGGCUGGGAUCGCUUACUGCAGCUGUGGGACGGGCUCAGCCACUCUACAGUUUGGAGCAAGGACAUCGAGGAGCGUGCGCAAUGCUGCGCUUGGUCGGCAGACGGCGGCGUGAUCGCGGUGGGUGCUCUGUCAGGACGCUGGAUGGUGUUCGACCCGCACUCGCGCGAAAUGCUUGCUAGCCACCAUGACGGCACGGAGCCGAUCCAGACGAUCCAAUACUCGCCGGACAACCGGCUGGUGGCGCUGGGCUCGCGCGACAACUUCAUCUACGUCUACCGCGUUGACGACGCCGGCGCGCGCUACAGCCGCGUCGGCAAGUGCCUGGGUCACUCCAGCUACAUCACUCACCUAGACUGGUCGGAAGACAGCCAGUACAUAAGGAGCAACUCAGGGGACUAUGAACUACUGUUUUGGAACGCGACGACGUGCCGGCAGGUGACGUCGGCGUCGUCGAUGCGUGACGUGGCGUGGGCUUCCAACUCCUGCCCCAUCACAUUCACCACCGUCGGCGUGUGGCCCGAGAACGCUGACGGGACGGAUAUCAAUACUUGCACCAGGUCACACGACGGCCGCCUAGCAGCGACCGGCGACGACUUCGGCAAAGUGAAGCUGUUCGCAUAUCCCGCGCCGCAGCCGCGGUCUCUCUCGCACGCGUACGGAGGCCACAGCUCGCACGUCACCGCGGCCAGGUUCUUACCCGAUGACUCCAGGCUGUUGACCGCUGGAGGACUAGACACGGCCUUGAUGCAGUGGCUCGUCGAUUAGGCGAGAAAUAGAAUCUGGAGCUCACGUGUAAACACCAGCAGUUGAUGGCGAACGAAACAAAAAUUAAAGUUUCUUGUCUUGUCUUUUUUAAGUCCGUAUUAGGCCUCCCUGUCGCACGCCCACGGCUAGAUACGGCCUUGAUGCAGUGGCUCGUCGAUUAGGCGAAAAAUAAUGGAAUCUGCAGCUCACGUGUAAACACCAGAUGGCGAACAAAACAAAAACAAAAACUACAGUUUCUUGUCUUGUCUUUUUUAAGUCCGCAUUAGAAACACCGCUCUCGUGCAGUGGCUCGUCGAUUAACUCAUUUUUCCAGUUACUGCAACUCACGUGUAAACACCAGCAGUUGAUGGCGAACGAAACAAAAAUUAAAGUUUCCCGCUGCCAGGUUCCUGCCCGAUGACUCCAGGCUGUUGACCGCUGGAGGACUAGACACGGCCCUGAUGCAGUGGCUCGUCGAUUAACUGGAAAAUAGAAUCUGGAGCUCACGUGUAAACACCAGCAGUUGAUGGCGAACGAAACAAAAAUUAAAGUUGCUUGUCUUGUCUGUUUUAAGUCCGUAUUAGGCCUCCCUGUCGCACGUCUACGGAGGCCACAGCUCGCACGUCACCGCUGCCAGGUUCCUGCCCGAUGACUCCAGGCUGCUGACCGCUGGAGGACUAGACACGGCCUUGAUGCAGUGGCUCGUCGAUUAAG